Messenger RNA from Wallemia ichthyophaga EXF-994, 960 nucleotides. RefSeq names its product 3-oxoacyl- reductase FabG. The record is from RefSeq and is a predicted model, not a curated record. The transcript is spliced from 4 exons. Lineage: Eukaryota; Fungi; Basidiomycota; Wallemiomycetes; Wallemiales; Wallemiaceae. The coding region runs from base 1 to 960 and encodes 319 amino acids.
AUGGAGAUCGCACACGCAUAUAAUUCCAGCUACGCGGAUCUCGCACGCGGCGUCAAGGACAGGGUGGUGCUCAUCACAGGCGCCGCAUCGGGGAUCGGGCGUCUGGCGACACUCGAGUAUCUCAAACUUGGCGCUAAAGUCGCAGCGGGCGAUAUAAAUCACGAUACACUCAAGACACUCGCUAGUGAAUGUGAAGCUACUGGAUUCGCUGGAAAUCUCUUCACUUGUACGGUAAACGUAACCAAGUACGACGAACUGUACGACUUGUUCUUCAAGACUCAGGAGAAAUUCGGAAGGAUCGACGUUGUUUGCGCUAACGCUGGCAUCAAUCCUGGCGGAGACUUCAUGAGCUCUAAAGUACCGGCUAACGUGAGACCGGAUAUGAAGGUGAUUGAUGUGAAUUUUGUCGGUGUGCUCUACACUUCGCAUCUGGCAGUAAGAUUCUUUAGGGAAAACACUACAGCCAAGGCUUCGGAGAAAUGCCUGAUUCUCACUGGCUCAAUGGCUAGUUUCCAAGCUAUGCCAUCCGUAGGCAUGCCCUAUUCGGCUAGCAAGGCUGCAGUGUUGAGUCUGUCCCAGUCUCUCGCUAUCCAGGGCGUUGCAGAGGGAUUCAGAUGCAACUGCAUCAAUCCUUGGUUUGCUGACACUAACAUUCUCGAUAAAGCCGCCAGAUUGGUCUUGAAGGGCAUCCCGCUCGCUCCAAUACACGCAAUCACCCAAGCGUUCAUCCUCGCCACCGCAACUGAAGCCACCGACCAGGCUUGGGUUAUUGAUGAGCACGGUCUUUGGGAACUGCCGAACCCGUCCAUCAAGAGCAAGGUAGUCGACCAGUUUAUGAGCAGAUUUGUUAUCGGUCUUAAGCUUAAAAAGGCGUUGCAGAGAGACGCGUACAAGCGCUAUCUGAGCAUCGCCGCCAUUGCAGCUGGCGCUGUUGCGGUUGUGUGGAAGCUGUUCAAUUAG